AGCGCCUGAUAAAGCGAGGUGACGAACGGCGCAGAAGCGUCUAGAUACAAGGAAGCCACAAGUCGCCUUUUGUCGUCUUUCUUGCGCCGUCAACAACACUCGAUAGUUGGACGAAGUUUAGUGAGGAAAACUGAAUAAACGUGGAAUUAUCAGCAAGAACUUGUCAUAUCCGCCAUGUUGAGAAUGAACUUCAGGAGGGAGAAAGACAAAGAAUACAAACACAUCGCCCAUGGUUUGAUCCCCGCUGCCUCCAUUGCCCCCAAAGCUGCCGUGCCUCGUACCCCACCCCCACGCAGCCCCAACCCCUCACCUGAGAGACCCAGGUCGGCCUUAGCGGCAGCCAUCUUGUCUUCAUCGCUCACCGGACAGACCUGGGCGCUCCCCCCGACUCGCCCAAGGUCUUCCUCUGAGGCCCGACGAUCCGCCUCCUUCGUUUCAGAGCCGAACAUCAGCACCGCACUUUUCACACGGGAUCGAUGGUCGGAAGACUUUGUUGCUGGCCCACGUCUGUCCUGGCCUGACCACUCUGAGGAGGAUGACCAAGAAGAGCGGCUGCUGAGCGGCGUGGCUACAGAAGUCGUCCGUGCUGCGCCCCUGGAACACUCGGCUGAGACCCCCCAGGCCAGUCCCAUGUUGUCCAGCAGGGAGUCUUCUUCUUCUUCUCCAGAAUCCCCGCAGCAAAGAGGCCUAGAUCUUCCUAAAGCCCGCAGUGUUUCCUUAAAGAAGAAAGCGUCAGUAAAGAGGAGCUCCAGGAGCCAUGGAGAAGAUGUUCCACUCAUCAACCAACGAGGUGGCGCCAAAAGAGAACCGAAAGAAGCGGCCAACCUGCCGUCUUCUGACAGCCUGCGGAGGAGGGGCUCUGUCAAGGCCUUGAAGGAGGAGAACGCCAAGUUGGAGGCGGAGCUGCGACGCCUGCAGCAGGAAGUUACUCGUAGCCCCGCCUCCACGUCCACUACAGGCAUGCAGACACAACUGCACACUCUGAGACAACAAGCCCAGGAGCUGCUGGAUGAGAACCACGCCCUCAAACGCACCAUUCAUCAACUCAAUGCAGAGAUGACACGCUGCCACACACACGCCAAGCAGGAGGCGGACUCGAAGCCUUUCCCACCCCGCGCCUCUGCCUAUGAGGACAGGUUGAAGGAGAAGGAUGCACUGCUGCACACCACGGAGGAUGAGGUGAAGCGCCUGAGAGCGCACGUGGACGAAGUGGCCGAAGAAAACAAGAGACUUCACGGGGAACUUGCCAAGACCGUAGGGAUGAGCCCGGACGACCGCCUUCAAGUGCAGCAGCAGGCCCUGCUGGUCUUGCAGGAGAAUCAGUUCCUGAGCCAACAGCUGGAGGCGCUGCAAGUUAAGACCAAGGACCAGCACAGCAAACACCUGGCUGAAGUGUCCAAAGUGUCCAAGCAGCUGAUGCUGAUGGAGGCGGAGAACCAGCGUCUGCAGGAGGAGCUGGACGGGAGCAGGAGGGAGGAGCAGAGCCAGAAGAAGGAGGUGCUCCGUCUGCAAGGCCUCCUCAAGGACGCCGUUGCCUGGGAGGAACACUGCAACAUUGCUGGGAGACUCAGGCGGCAGCUGGAGCAGGAGCAGAACAGGAACAUGGAGGAGAUGGAGGAGGUGCGCCUCCAAGCGUCCGGCCUGCAGGUGCACAACCGCAGUCUUCUGGCGGCCAACGGCAAGCUGACGGCUGACGUGCAGAGAAUGGAGGCGGAGCUGGAGCUGAGCAGACAAGCCAACAGGAAGGCGGAGAAGAAGCUGAGCGUACUGAAGCACCAGAAGGACGAGUGUGUGCUGAAAGAGGAGAAGACCAGGAACUACCUGGAAUCCGUCCUGGCUGUGGCCGACGGGAUCUCCCAGGAGCGAGACCAGCUACUACACAUGGCGUCGACGCUUCAGCAGGAGAAGCAGGAGUUCCUCGGCAAGAUGGUGAACGGCACCAUUCAAUUCGGAAAGCUGGAGGAGCGCGUCAAGGUGUACCGCAAGCAGGCGUCCAGCCGACUGGCGGCGCUGGAGGAGGCGGCGGAGGGCAAGGCGGCGUCCUACCACAGGGAGGUGGUGCACCUGCAGAGUCUGCUGGCAGAGAGGCGGCAGGCGGAGGAGAGGCUGCUGCAGUCCAAACGGGCGGUGGAGGAGGAGCUGGAGGUGGUGUGGCAGGCGGCUACCAGGGAGAACCAGCACAUCAAGGACAUUCUGUGGGACUCCAGGCCCAUAGGAGACCUCCUUGAGUGGGGCCGUGCUGACCCCGCCUCCCCCGACCGGCCUCUGGGAGCAGCCCACAAGUCCUGGGACCACCUGGACGUCUACACCUAGAGGAAGUCCUCUUGCAUCCCUCAGGCAACUUUUCUAUUUUCAUCCUCACUCUGAGGUCAACCUUUACGUUUAAGAAGAUUUCAUCUGUUCUUGGGGUCAAACCUGCAGCCACGAAACUCUUAUUUGCUGACAUAUUCUGAAGUGUUUACAUGUGUCAAAGGAGGAUUUGUAGUUAAAUUGUGCCUGCUCAGGUGACCUUUGGUGUCCAGCUAAUGAUUUAACAGCACAUUCUAGAACUACUGUCAAACUCGUGAAAAAUAGCACUUAAAGUGGAAUAAAAGAGCAAACGUGUACUGUGACAAUAUUUUUUAACUGUCAUCGCUCAAAAAAUAAUAAUGAAUCAAAAUCAGUGUGGUUAUGAAUUAUUGACCUAUUGAAGGCUCCAAUUAAUUCAUAUCAAAUAUUACACUUUGAAAUUUUUGGGUGGAAAAUAUUGCUUAUUUUUUUGUGUUUGCCACUUAAGAAAGGAACGUAAAAGACAUAAUCCAUCCAUCCGUCCAUCUUCUUCCGCUUAUCCGAGGUCGGGUCGCGGGGGCAACAACCUAAGCAGGGAAGCCAAGACUUCCCUCUCCCCAGCCACUUGGUCUAGCUCUUCCCGGGGGAUCCCGAGGCGUUCCCAGGCCAGCCGGGAGACAUAGUCUUCCCAACGUGUCCUGGGUCUUCCCCGUGGACUCCUACCGGUUGGACGUGCCCUAAACACCUCCCUAGAGAGGCGUUCGGGUGGCAUCCUGACCAGAUGCCCGAACCACCUCAUCUGGCUCCUCUCCAUGUGGAGGAGCAGCGGCUUUACUUUGAGUUCCUCCCGGAUGACUGAGCUUCUCACCCUAUCUCUAAGGGAGAGACCCAAACUCAUUUGGGCCGCUUGUACCCGUGAUCUUGUCCUUUCGGUCAUAACCCAAAGCUCAUGACCAUAGGUGAGGAUGGGAACGUAGAUCGACCGGUAAAUUGAGAGCUUUGCCUUCCGGCUCAGCUCCUUCUUCACCACAACGGAUCGGUACAACGUCC
Nerophis ophidion (straightnose pipefish) is the source of this 3318-nucleotide messenger RNA. It is a transcript of the gene cep89, whose product is annotated as centrosomal protein 89. Bases 175 to 2313 code for a protein of 712 amino acids. Gene Ontology annotation, cellular component: ciliary transition fiber; centriole. NCBI's taxonomy places the organism in Eukaryota, Metazoa, Chordata, Actinopteri, Syngnathiformes, Syngnathidae. The transcript has 17 exons. The record is from RefSeq and is a predicted model, not a curated record. Gene Ontology annotation, biological process: mitochondrion organization; cilium assembly; chemical synaptic transmission.